This is a messenger RNA of Boleophthalmus pectinirostris (great blue-spotted mudskipper), 2350 nucleotides long. It is a transcript of the gene sytl2b, whose product is annotated as synaptotagmin-like 2b. Bases 306 to 2042 code for a protein of 578 amino acids. NCBI's taxonomy places the organism in Eukaryota, Metazoa, Chordata, Actinopteri, Gobiiformes, Gobiidae. Gene Ontology annotation, molecular function: neurexin family protein binding. Gene Ontology annotation, cellular component: exocytic vesicle; plasma membrane. The record is from RefSeq and is a predicted model, not a curated record. Gene Ontology annotation, biological process: exocytosis. The transcript is spliced from 11 exons.
CGAAUCAAAAGGCGGAAAAGACAUCUCCAUGUUUGGGCCGAAGGCAGUUCAACUCUUUGCGUGAGUUCUGGGAUGAGGCCUUGUCAGACUCCAAAUCAUUUACAUCAGACAAAAUUAGGAGCCCCAAAUGUAAAGAGCUGCCAUUACAUGAAAACAAAUGCGGUGAUCCAGAGGUUAACAAUGAAAAACCCAGCUCUAGACCACCCCCUCCUCCUUACAGACCAAGGUUGACAUCGGACAAGCAGACUGGGUCAAGACUGGAAAGUAAAGCCAACCACUUAAAUAAUCACUCUACACCAGAUACUAUGUGCCAAAGAGAGGUAAGAAGAAGCUCCAAAGACUCUGGAAAAGUGCCUAAAACCAGAAAGGACAGUUGUAGCCCUUCCAGCAGUCGUAUGAACUCAUUUCGUAGGGCAAAAAGCAUGUUUUCACUCAGUACUGAUGAAACUGAUCAGAUUCAAAUCGACGUAAGCCCUGUUCACUCUCACAGCAGGAAGCAGCGGGCCAAUACUGAGAAGGGGCCUGGUCUGAGGAGACAAUCUGAGGACACAGAGACACUGACUCCUCGUGCACGGGCAUUUGUGCCCACAGACUACAGGCACUAUUUAGGCAUGACUGAGAAGAGCAGUGCCCAUACCUCUACGACUCUACCAAGCAAAUGGUCAAAAGAGGUCAAAGUGGACUAUGAUAGUAGCAGAAGAGGAAGCAAGACACAACAGCACCCCCUAUCCCCCAACUACACUAAUUCUGACACCUUCCACGAGUCCCUGUGCAAUGCAUCAGAAUCCAGACCCAGCUCCAGGCUCAGUUCAAAUAGGGAAAAUGACGACAGCCCUGUGAAGCGUGCACUGAGGAGAGCUGAAGCACGUCCCAAAAAUCUGGCUAAAAGUCUUGAGGACAUCACUGCAGCAUCCACUCCACGUUCCGAAAGGAGGCAGGAGCUGUCUGUAGACCAAAGAUCCAGCAGUGAUGGAUCCUCUCUGCCUUCCCCCCUGUCAUCUUUAUAUAUGGACCCUGAACACACGAAGAAGAUGAGCAAGUCUGUCCCCUUUUUACAGAACGAGUUAAGUGGAAGUGUGAUGACCAUAUACAGUGGAGACUAUGGGAGUGUAGAAGUGCAGGGGACUAUCCAUUUCUCCAUUCACUAUGUGCAGAAGCUCAGAGAGUUUCACAUCUUUGUGGCUCAGUGCAAAGACUUGGCUCCUGUUGACCCCAAGAGAGGUCGUUCUGAUCCGUAUGUCAAAAGUUACCUGGUUCCAGACAAGGCUAAUCUAGGAAAGAGAAAAACAUCAGUGAAAAAGAAGACACUUAAUCCAACAUUCAAUGAAAUCCUCAGAUAUCGUGUUCGUAUGGAGUAUCUCAGAACACAGACCUUAAUUCUCUCUGUUUGGCAUCAUGACACUUUUGGUAAGAAUAGUUUUCUGGGUGAAAUAGACGUGGAUCUCUCCAAGUGGGACUUUGACCACACCCAGAUGAACUACUUAGCUCUAAAGGCCCGGACUUAUCCUACUCUGACACCUCCUAACUGCAGAGGGGAGAUGAGGAUUGCCAUACGUUAUGUGCCACAGAAUGGCCAAAGCGAUGGUUUAGCCAGAGUUGGUCCUAACAGUGGAGAGAUUCACAUUUGGGUGAAAGAGUGCAAGAAUCUUCCAAUGAUCCGAGCCACUAUUGAUCCUUAUGUUAAGUGCUUUGUUCUGCCAGACACGAGCAAAAAGAGCCGUCAGAAGACUCGUAUUCUCCGUGGCACAGCUGACCCAGUGUUUAACCACACCAUGGUGUAUGAUGGCAUCAGGCAAGCUGACCUAACAGAGGCCUGCGUCGAGCUCACGGUUCUGGACAGGGACAGACUGGCCACCAACCUACUGGGCGGACUGAGACUAGGAGCAGGAACAGGCAGAAGUUAUGGGUCUCUGGUGGAUUGGAUGGACUCCACAGCGUAUGAGGUGGCUCUGUGGGACCGCAUGAUGGCUUCUCCGAAUGAAUGGGUCGAGGAUGUACUUCCCUUGCGAUGGCUCCACUCUACAAAAACUACUUCUAAAUAGAUUUUCAUUUAUGGAAGCCUGAACACACAAUACAACUUAUCUUAUUUGUAUAUUGAACAUUUUAAUCUAAUUUUAAAAUUCACCAUCCACCUUUUGAAACAGCGCUUAGUUAUUAUGCUGCAGUAUACCAGUUAGUUUGGUAUAAAUGUACACUACAUAUGCACACCUUUGACAGAGCUCAUAUCUUUACUGACACACAUAUUUAGAAUUCUAAACGUGUAAAAGAUAAUAAACAUGCUGGAAAUUCACAGUAUUGUUUUGUGACUCUAACUGCUUAUAUCUUUACGUUUUAACCUCACUUUUUCAUU